AUGGAAUCAUACCAACAGAUGUUAGUUUCUUCUUUCCUUGAAAUCGCCAUAGAUCAAACUGCCGAUACUGCUCGUCAAUUUCUUCAGACAACAAGCUGGAAUCUUGAGGAAGCAAUUCAACUUUUCUACAAUAAUGAACUUGUCAAUAAUCCUAGCUUAAAUGGAGCUGCAGACAACAGCUCAGGACAAUACAUCGGAGAUGAUGACGAUGACGAUGAUGAUGAUGAUGAUGUACGGCCGCCUUUACGCGUACAAAGGGAAGUUACUUAUGGUCAUAAUAAUACACUACAAUAUAAUAGUAAUGGUUCGUCACACAACUUUGACGAUGAAAUAUUGAAUCGUCCUGGAGAUGUUUGGAGGGUAGAGGAACGAGACGAUAAUCUUGCUUCUAUGUAUCGUCCAUCCUUUGCUUUGAUAUACAAUGGGCGUUUUAACAGCGCGAUUGAUACUGCAAAAACACAGAACAAAUGGCUGUUAGUGAACAUGCAAUCCAUGCAAGAAUUCACGUCACAUAUGCUAAACAGAGAUACUUGGGCUAACGAUUAUGUUGCUCGGAUUAUAAAAAAGAAUUUUAUUUUCUGGCAAGUAAAUGAUGAUACUGAAGAAGGCCAAAAAGUUUGCACGUACUAUAAAUUAAAUUCUUUGCCUGUUAUAUUAGUAAUUGAUCCUAUAACAGGUCAAAAAAUGCAUUUUUGGAAUAGAAUGGUUCAGCCUGAAAAUUUACUAGAGGAUAUUACAUCUUUUAUUGAUCUUAGCCCCUCAGAAUAUCAUGCUAAUUUAUUGAAUAACCGAUCUAGGAAAAAUCCUCGCGAUGAAAUUAAAGAAGAUGAAGUCAUACAACAGAGUAAUGAAAUCAAAGAAGAAGUAAUGAAGAUUUAUUAUCCUCCUCUACCUGAAGAACCAAAAGGGGAUAAGAACUUAAUCUGCAGAGUUGCGAUUCGCCUUCCUGAUGGACGUAGAAUUCUGAGGAAUUUCUUGAAAAUUGAUUCGAUUAAGUUGUUAUGGUCUUGUUGUUGUGUUGAGUUUGAGGAAGCAGAGACAAGACCAUUUCGAUUCAGACAAGUUAUUCCAGGGAAAGUGAAGUUUUUAGAGUAUGAUAGUAACUUAAAUUUUGACCAUUGA
Nicotiana attenuata is the source of this 1122-nucleotide messenger RNA. Its product is annotated as plant UBX domain-containing protein 7-like. Bases 1 to 1122 code for a protein of 373 amino acids. The transcript has a single exon. NCBI's taxonomy places the organism in Eukaryota, Viridiplantae, Streptophyta, Magnoliopsida, Solanales, Solanaceae. Gene Ontology annotation, molecular function: ubiquitin binding. Gene Ontology annotation, biological process: proteasome-mediated ubiquitin-dependent protein catabolic process. Gene Ontology annotation, cellular component: nucleus. The record is from RefSeq and is a predicted model, not a curated record.